Messenger RNA from Miscanthus lutarioriparius, 300 nucleotides. Lineage: Eukaryota; Viridiplantae; Streptophyta; Magnoliopsida; Poales; Poaceae. The record is from the annotation of a GenBank genome assembly.
AUGGCCCGCGCAAUCGCCGCGCUCGUGCUCUGCGCGGCCGUGCUCGUCGCGGCGGCGCACGCGGGGCGCGUCCUCGAGUACCAUGCGCUCGAGGCCGGGCUCGACGAGGCCGAGGCUGCCCUGGCGCCGCUGGCCGCCGCGUCACCGCCGGCGUCCGCAGACGUGGCCGCGGAUGCGGGCGGCAGCCGGGACGACGGCCGGGAGGUCCGGGAGAGAGGCACCGCGAUCGGCGACGUCCUGUGGUUCGUGCUCCAGUGGGCCAACGAGCCUGCAUCCGGCGACAGGCGGAAGGCUUACUGA